Molecule: messenger RNA, 1847 nt
Organism: Anoplophora glabripennis (Asian longhorned beetle)
Lineage: Eukaryota; Metazoa; Arthropoda; Insecta; Coleoptera; Cerambycidae
Product: maltase 1-like
Exons: 6
Coding region: 75-1829 (584 amino acids)
Biological process (GO): carbohydrate metabolic process
Source: RefSeq, a predicted model, not a curated record
AAGUACGUCGAUUUCUUAUUCAAAUAUAUUUUAUUUGAAGAACAGUUAAAUAUUUCUAACAUCAGCAGCAAAAAAUGCUGACCAAAUUUCUUGUAAUCUUAACUGUUAACAUAAUAUCUGUUUACACCGCCAACACAGGUUGGUACAAAAACAGUGUAUUCUACCACGUCUACGUCAGAUCCUUCAAAGACAGCGACAACGACGGAAUUGGAGACCUGAAGGGUGUCAUCGAGAAGAUGGACUACCUCAGUGAUCUAGGAGUCACGGUGGUGUGGCUGUCGCCCAUUUUUAAGUCGCCUCAGAUCGACCAUGGUUACGACAUUAGUGACCAUUACUCCAUAGAUCCCAUUUAUGGUGAUAUGAGCGAUUUGAUCGAGCUCCUUAGAAAGGCUGAGCAAUUUGGAAUCAAGAUCCUCUUAGAUUUAAUACCGAACCACACGAGCGAUCAACAUUAUUGGUUCAAAAAGUCUGUUAACUGUGAACCUGGGUAUGAAGAUUAUUACGUGUGGGCAGAUCCUAAGUUUGAUGCGAAUGGUAACCGAAAACCACCAACUAAUUGGAUCGCUAUUUUUUCAAACUCCACAUGGACGUGGAAUGAGAAGAGGCAACAAUAUUACCUGCACUAUUUCUACCCUUCCCAACCAGACCUGAAUCUACGUAAUAAAGAUGUCGUCGAAGAGUUACAGAAAAUAUCGACUUUUUACUUGGACCUUGGCGCUGCUGGCUUCAGAAUCGAUGCUGUGUCGUACCUGAUUGAAAAUAAAGACUUACUAGAUGAUCCUUUCCGAUCCGACAUAGAACAUCCUGAUCCAAAAAAUCGCCUCCACUACAAUCCCAUUUACACCCAGGACACCAAUGAAAGCUACGAAUUCAUUUACGAAAUUAGAUCCUUCAUUGACAAGUACAACCAAAACUUUGAUGGGGACGAAAAGAUUAUUCUCACAGAAGUCUACACUGCUUUCAACAAAACCAAACUGUAUUGCGAAAAUCACGAUGGGACGAAAUUAGGGGCCCAUUUCACAUUCAACUUUGACUUUACGUAUCUUCGUUUCAAUUCAACAGCGAACGACGUGAAGAAUAUAAUAGAUACAUGGACAUCGGGCUUAGAUAAGAAAUAUAUGAAUUGGGUACUGUCGAAUCACGACAAUCACAGAGUACCGACGAGAAUGGGAAACGUGGACGGUUACAACAUGUUGGUAACAUUUUUACCAGGCAUAUCCAUUACGUACUAUGCGGAAGAGAUCGGUCAAGAAAACGGUGAAGUGAACUGUGAAGAGGGUACAGAUCUCAAAGUAACCAGUUGUGCAACAUUUGAUCUAAUCGCUAGGGACUUUGAACGAACCCCUUUUCAAUGGGACGCCACUGUCAACGCUGGGUUCAACAGCGGAGCUAAACCGUGGUUGCCCAUCAGGAGAAAAUUCAGGACUACCAACCUAGCUUGCCAGAAUGUUCCAGGAUUGAGAAGCCAUUACAAUAUUUACAAAGAUAUGAUCAAACUGCGUAAACAUAUAAGUGAGUACGAUGAGGUGUUUGUAGAAGCCAAAAGCGCGAACAAAAAUGUGCUACACAUUGUUAGAAAAAAACUCAAGGGAAGGGAUACGUAUGUAUUCUUGUUUAAUAUGGAAAGAUCAAGGAAGAGGACUUUGAGGAUUGGCGACACGUUUUUUAAGUUAUUAGUCAGCAGUACCAAUUCUCAGUACACUAAUGGGCAAAUUUUUAGAAAUAGUUCAAUUACGCUGUUACCUCAGGAGAGCUUGGUUCUGAAGGAAAUAAUCCCAGAGUAUCCUUGCAGCAAAACAUUUGCUUCCAAUUUUUCUCAUUGUAAAUAAAUCACGACUUAAAUUUGA